Messenger RNA from Rhinichthys klamathensis goyatoka, 2283 nucleotides. It is a transcript of the gene dok7b, whose product is annotated as docking protein 7b. The coding region runs from base 131 to 2137 and encodes 668 amino acids. The record is from RefSeq and is a predicted model, not a curated record. The transcript is spliced from 11 exons. NCBI's taxonomy places the organism in Eukaryota, Metazoa, Chordata, Actinopteri, Cypriniformes, Leuciscidae. Gene Ontology annotation, molecular function: protein kinase binding. Gene Ontology annotation, biological process: positive regulation of protein tyrosine kinase activity; neuromuscular junction development.
CAAUGCAUGUCAGAGUUAUGUGGGUGAGAGAGUUUGUGCGUGUUGCAGACAGUUCUGGAGGUUAUUUUGAAAGUGACCCCCUCACUCACUGCCGCGGACCGCACACAGCUGUCGGGAACCAUGACACAAGAUGACGGAUACGGUUGUCGUAGAGGGACAAGUCAGACUCCGAGAGGGGAAAAAGUGGAAAAACAGAUGGGUGAUUCUUCGGAAACCUUCGCCGGUAGCAGACUGCCUGUCCUUGCUGGUGUAUAAGGAGCGUGGAGAGAAGAGUAAAGGACAGCGGGAGAGGAAUCAGGCCACGCUGAGGGAUAUCUGUGGACUGGAGGCUCUUCAGGGGUUUGAUGGAGUGAAUUAUGCGCUCAGUCUGCUCUGCCUGAGCCAGUCUGUCAUGCUGGGCUUCGACAACAGAGUGACUCUUCUGGCCUGGGAUGCUCGUAUUCGCUACAGCCUUGGAGAGGUUCACAGGUUUAACGUUAAUGUCCAGCCUGGCAGCAAACUAGAGAGUGGCCCCGCCUCCCUGCAUUUGUGCAACAAUUUGAUUGUGAUCGCCAGAGACCUCCCGCCAACUGUCAUCGGCCAAUGGAAACUGUCGGACUUAAGGCGUUAUGGCGCCGUUCCUAAUGGAUUUGUCUUUGAGGGAGGGACAAGAUGUGGCUACUGGGCUGGUGUUUUCUUUCUUGCAUGUGCAGAAGGAGAACAGAUCAGCUUUUUGUUCGAUUGCAUCGUUCGUGGCAUAUCACCAAGCAGGGGGCCGUUUGGACUGAGCCCAGUCCUGCCAGACCCCAAUGCGAACCCGUCAUCUAUAGAAGACAGGAUUAGCCAGGAGGCCAGUGAGCUAGAGAAACGACUCAGUAUGCUGUCGAUUUGCAGCCACCACAGCAUGGCAGCCUCCACCUUCAGUUAUGGCGCCUCCUUGGCAGGAGAUGAUCGGAGCAUCUCCAGCUCCUCCUCUGAGACCAGUCAUUCUGACAACAGCCUGGGCAGCCGCCUGGCGAUAUGGCCUGAGCCAGUCAGACACCCCACUCCCAUUGAACCACCAUCAUCAUCAUCACCACUGUUAGGGGUUGCAGGAUCUAAGAGUACAGCCUGUUCUGUCAGCACGUCCUGUGACGAGCGUCUAUAUGGAGUAAUGUUGGGAGGGCUUCGGCCCCCGUCCAAGCCACCUAAUCCUAGAGGCCUCCAAGAGGCGGGACGGCAGAGCUCAACAGACAGCGGCAUCGCCACCGGAAGCCACUCCUCGUAUUCUGGAAGCUUCUCCUCCUACACUGGUAGCGUGGAUAUUGGGCAUGGAGAGACUGAUGAGUUUGGAUCCUUAACAAGCCUCCCUCAGAACCCUAAUUCAAACUCAAUCUCCCUUCUCAACACUCCAGUACGGACAAUUCGCAUGAUUCCUGAGCUCAAACCCUGUGUGUGCCCACUCAAAGAGUCUGCUCAAAUGCAGGCCAUCAUGUACCAGGUACCCAGUCCACCUCUGCAGCAUUACGACAUCCCUCGCAGGCUCCUACUACAACAAUCCUCCAGUCAGGAACAGUUUUUGACUGCUGGAGCUCUGGGAUCAGAGGGUGUCCCUGCAGAUGCCACCCCCAAACAAACAGUCCAAUGGAGAUUCAACUGUUGUGGUGAAGGAGUUGCGCCCCAUGAAGGCUCCACCGCACCACAAUUACAGCCCGCCAUCUGUCCUGACUGUGGGGGAGGAAAGGUGGAGAAGAGCAGGUGUGAGAUCAGAAGCAGUUCUGAGCAGCAGAAUACUUUUCAUGAGACUUACGCAGAUCCAAAAGGCAAUUAUGAGCAGAUGGCAUUCAUGACUGAUGCAUCCAGGUGGCCACAGUUCAGAGCCGGAGAGUAUGGACAGACAGGACUGACAGUUAUUGACAAACUUCAAGGUGAUUCCAUUAACUAUGUGAAUAUCCCCAUUAGUCCAACGUCUAAACGACAGCUACACUAUAUGGAGUUGGAUCUGCAGGACCGUCCAGAGUCAAGCCACACUAUCAGAGUGGCCGGCUCCAGCACUAAAUACGCCCACAUUGACAUCACUGCUACUGAGACAGCACAGAGGGUGGGAGCCCAGCAUGCACAGGGCCGAGAGGAGAGACUACAGGAACUAGAACAGAAAAGGAGAGGAACGCUCACCUGAACAUGUAAUCAAAGUGGAGUUUAAAUGCCUGAGACCACCCUGAAUCUUUUUCUUCUUCAGUUAAAACUGGAAAUAGUGUUGUCACAAUUGUGAGCAAAUCUGUGAAAUUAACUUUUUAAAUUUCUUGCAUCCACUGAAGCACAAAA